Molecule: messenger RNA, 1473 nt
Organism: Saccharomyces cerevisiae S288C
Lineage: Eukaryota; Fungi; Ascomycota; Saccharomycetes; Saccharomycetales; Saccharomycetaceae
Gene: MOT3
Product: Mot3p
Exons: 1
Coding region: 1-1473 (490 amino acids)
Cellular component (GO): nucleus
Source: RefSeq, marked reviewed
AUGAAUGCGGACCAUCACCUGCAACAGCAGCAGCAACAGCGACAACAGCAUCAACAACAACAGCAUCAACAACAACAGCAUCAGCAUCAGCAUCAACAGCAGCAGCACACGAUAUUACAAAAUGUGUCGAACACUAACAAUAUCGGCAGCGAUUCGCUGGCGUCACAGCCUUUCAACACGACUACUGUUUCCUCUAACAAGGACGACGUUAUGGUGAACUCUGGGGCAAGAGAACUUCCAAUGCCCUUACAUCAGCAGCAGUAUAUAUACCCUUACUAUCAGUAUACAAGUAAUAACAGUAACAACAAUAAUGUGACGGCUGGUAACAAUAUGUCUGCGUCGCCGAUUGUCCAUAACAACAGCAACAACAGCAACAACAGCAAUAUUUCUGCUUCUGAUUACACUGUCGCAAACAACAGUACUAGCAAUAAUAACAAUAAUAAUAAUAAUAACAACAAUAAUAACAAUAAUAUUCACCCAAACCAGUUUACUGCGGCCGCAAAUAUGAACUCAAAUGCUGCAGCGGCUGCUUAUUACUCCUUCCCCACUGCGAAUAUGCCAAUACCGCAACAGGAUCAACAAUAUAUGUUCAAUCCUGCUUCAUACAUAAGCCAUUACUAUUCAGCAGUUAACAGCAAUAACAAUGGUAAUAACGCCGCUAACAAUGGCAGCAACAACUCUUCUCACUCAGCCCCAGCCCCGGCCCCCGGUCCACCCCAUCACCAUCACCAUCAUAGUAAUACACACAACAACCUCAACAAUGGUGGUGCUGUAAAUACAAACAACGCUCCUCAGCACCAUCCAACGAUAAUAACGGAUCAAUUUCAAUUCCAACUACAACAAAACCCUUCUCCAAAUUUGAAUCUCAAUAUUAACCCGGCACAACCUCUGCAUCUACCUCCUGGUUGGAAAAUAAACACUAUGCCGCAACCACGUCCUACGACAGCACCUAACCAUCCCCCUGCGCCGGUGCCUUCUUCGAACCCUGUGGCCUCGAACUUGGUUCCUGCCCCAUCAUCAGACCAUAAAUAUAUCCAUCAAUGCCAAUUUUGUGAGAAGUCUUUCAAAAGAAAAUCAUGGUUGAAAAGGCACCUAUUGUCACACUCGCAACAAAGACAUUUUCUAUGCCCUUGGUGCUUAAGCAGGCAGAAGAGAAAAGAUAAUCUUUUACAGCAUAUGAAACUCAAGCAUACAAAUUAUUUAUUAGACGAACUCAAGAAAAACAACAUCAUCUUUAACUACAACAAUUCUUCCUCCUCUAAUAAUAACAACGACAAUAAUAAUAAUAAUAACAGCAAUAGCGCUAGCGGCAGUGGCGGUGCCGGUGCCGCGGCGGCAGCAGCAACAGCUCCCGAAAAUGAAGAUGGAAACGGUUACGAUACAAACAUCAAGACUUUAAUCAAUGAUGGUGUACUGAAUAAGGACGACGUUAAACGUGUUUUGAAUAACCUUAUUGUUAGUCACAACAAAUAG